UUGUUGUGUUGGUAGAAGAUAUGCUUGCAUGACAGGAUACAUCAUAGAAAUACCUUAUAUCCUAAAUUUUUUUAUUUAUUUCCAAAAUUCAUAACUCAGAUCGAUAUAAAAAAGUGUAAAAACAAAAAUAAGGACAUUGAUUUCGUCCUUAUCAUUCGUUUCAAGCCAUUUCACUUCAUUUACUUCGUUCGAAGACGUUGUCAAAACUAAAGCCUGAGUCCAAGACUGAUUUCGUUUGUGGUCUGUGUUUCAGUUUCAGUUUUGGUUUCUCGUUUUGGUUUUGGUUUUGGGUAAGGGAACGAAAAUGGGUUCAGAUUUUGGUGGGAUUUGGGUCUUUCCUUUCGCAUUAGGCAUCAUCAAGGUCUCCCCCAUUCGAAGGCCCGUUCACCGCAUCCUCAUCAGUUGCGCUUCAUUGUGUUUUAUUCGUUGCCGCUGUUAUCGCAUGUUAACACUUCAUGGCAAAUCCCAGCCCAGGCUGGGCUAGCUGGCCUGAUGUCCUUUCUCAUCAUCAUUGGAAUGACCUUUCGUUUUCGGGGCGUGUAUAGAGUAAUAUGUAGGACUGACUGUGUUUGUGUGUGAAUCCUAGAACACGCUUAGUUAGUUUUCUGCCACACACUUUGCGUGCAAAAUGUCAAAAUACAUUUUACUCGGAUUUAUGGUCACUGGACGCCACCAACUCCUCUAACUCUCCCUCUCUAUGCCCUUGUGGGAUUUGUGCUUGUCUUUGGCUAUUUUUGGGGAUUUACACGCUUAUCACACAUAUGCACACACUUACAUUCACACUCACACAUGCUCUGAAACGAAAUGAAAAUAUUAUGCUACAUUUCAUUAAAGGAGCACUCAUACAUACAAACACAGACAUCCCUAUAUCCUUGAAUGCUUUACAGCCACUUAAAAUAGAUUAGCUUUCAACGUUUUCGGGCUCUUAGGCAAAACAAAACUGACUGAAAAAAGGCAAAACGAAUGAAGGGAAAUAAUAAAUGGCUCAACCAUAAUUCAAGUCCCUUUCUUGUGGGAUCCCUGCCGGAGCAGAUGUAAUAGAAAAGCCAUUGAAAACAUAAGCAACUGUCAAUGAUUUAAUGUUUGAAAUCAGAAAUAGUUAUACGUGACAGGUCUUAGAGGUUUGGCCAAGUUCGAAGACCCCAACUAAAACAUUGAUAAAUGAGAAGGCAAACAUUUGAAAGCCAAACAACUUCUCAAUGAUGGCCGACAAAAAGAUCCAGCAAUAGUGGUCACAGUCGAAGGACGAAGACAUCAAGAAGGUGGAAAAGUAUAAAAACCAUGAUAACAGCGAGUACUUUCGUUUCGAAGAGAAUCAAUUUAUUUCCCCUUUUUUUCGAGCCGGAAAAUCUUUAAGUCCCUGCGAUUAUGGGCCCCCAAGCUACUGAAAAGGGAUCUGUUCUUCACUUUGAUAGCCAAUCCAAACCCAUCCAUAUUUCAUUUCAUUCGCCAUGGCUUCUUCAGAGUUAUAGCAGCGUUUUUGGCCCAUUCGAGAGAGAGAGAGCCGUCAUCUACUCUCAGACUUACAUCUCUGCCACGAAAAGGCCAAACUAAAAAUGCUCUUUCGCUCCAUGUGGCCCCAUCAUCGCAAUCUGUGUCCUGCUGUUGCCGCAGCAUCCAAAGCUAUUAUUGUUCCUCCAGCUUGCUGUUGCUGGCGGGCCACAGGGAAAAAAAGGGCAAAAAUAUUAGCUGCCUCUCAAUCGUUCAGCUGAAGAAAAACCCUUGAAAAAAAAAAAAAAAAAACCAAGAAAAGGGGUCAGUGGUGGUGGGUCUAAAAAAGGAAAAUAUAAAAUGGUUUAUUUAUGCAAAUUGUCAAUGGUUUUUGCUCUUCAAAAAGAUAGACGAGCCGUGAGGCCCAACUGCUUUUAACCGAAUUGCCUGCCAACUGAGUGCCGUAGCGGUUGACAGACCAUUUUCAUGGCAAAAAAAAAAAAAGAUUCCCAGGCUGGGCAAUGGCUAAGCCUUUAAUUGAAAUGUAUUCCAAUGAGCUAAAGUUACUGGGGCCAUUGUCCACCAAAUGAAACCAAAACCCGGACCUAACCAAAGCAAACAUGUGCCCUCGGGAAGCAAAUUGGCGAGAGCAAAUGAGCAGCGCACAAAAGCUGGCCAUAAAAUAUUUACAUUGCCUGCUAAUAGCGUGACUUGGCCUAAACCCAAACAUACUCAGGUUUAGGGGUUUUGGCAUGCCAUAACUCCAUAAAACUUCAGGCGAUACGUUGGCCGCGCAAUCUACACAAUUUUCAUUGUAAAUUUCAAUCGCCACCGCAAUUUCAGCUGCAUAUUUGUUUAAAUGAUAAUCAAAUGCAGAACCCAACCCUCAUUUAUCACCUAUAUGCGUGUGGGUAAUAUUUUUAUACCUUUUUCCCGUUUUACCAACUCCACCCAAUUUAGAUGUAUAGGUCCAAGUUUAUCUACACAUCCCACAGCACAUUGGGCAUUGGUUUUUGUUGUUUUUGUUUACCUCUGCCUCGGUCCGAAUGACAGUUUGAAUAGUCCUUUUUGGCAGCACACUUUCUAUAUCUAUGUCUGCGGAUAUGUGCAUGUCCGAGUGCCUGUUGACCAUUGGAAUGGCCAGACAUCGUCAAAGCCGGAUGCCCUCAGCAUUUAUAGCUAACCAUUGACAGUUUAAACCAUUAAAUGCAGCAGAAUGUGGUUUUUGAGCGUACUUAGAUGCAAAUAAUUGCCGACAGAUGGCGUCUGUCUUUGGUUUUGUUUUUUUAAAAUAACCAAUUAAUUAUUUACUGGUAUUAUUUGGUUAUAUGUGGGAGUUGUCAAUUUUUGUGUAGGCGGAAGUGGUUAGUUUCUCUUAUUUUUUUUUUUUUUUUUAAAUUUAUGGUUAAGAGAAUCAUUUUGGUAUGUCAACCAUUUCUUUGGAAUGCCAGAAAGUAUGCUAUGUUAUAUAUAAUUCUUUCUAUUUCUGUAUCUAACUUAAGCCGUUGCUAAUUGUUUCCCGUCAAACGAUUCGUUUUGCCUAAUGACUCUCCGCACUUGGUCUUAGUUUAGUUUUAGAACUGCAGCUGGCUUCUCACACUUCGUCCAUGUUGAAUCGCCAAAUACCUUUUGGGCUCUUGCAGCUAUUUCUGCUGAUGGGUGGUUUCUCUGCUUCCCCCCUAAGUGAACCCUGUGGGGAAAAUGAGGAACGCGCCUGUUUGCCGUGUACAGAACCUAAAUGCUCACAUCCCUUUAUCAAGGAACCGAAUUGCAUUUUCUUCAGGAAGUGCCAAUUAGGAUGUGGCUGCAAGUUUGGAUACAUCCGUCACGAUCUCAACAAUCGAUGUAUUCCAGCCGUUGAAUGCAAAAUUCCAAAGCAUCAGUUAAAGGUUCCUAUUUGGUAAAUUAUUAUUGUUAUUGUUUUGGGAUAAGACAAUUGAAAGUGAGGUUAGAUAAUAGAGGAAAAACCAAACAUUAUAUAGUUUAAUUAGGUGAAUUAAAUUUAAGUACAUUUUAUGGAUCAUUAAAUGGAAAGUCUAUAUAUGGGCAUUAAGGAAAAGUCUACAUAUUUUCAAAAAUAUGAAUAUUUUAAG
Messenger RNA from Drosophila eugracilis, 3524 nucleotides. RefSeq lists its product as uncharacterized. Lineage: Eukaryota; Metazoa; Arthropoda; Insecta; Diptera; Drosophilidae. The record is from RefSeq and is a predicted model, not a curated record.